AUGUGCCUGAAWAGCUGCGACUUUCUUCUUGCAUUGAAAACAAAAGGGAAUGUGUUAGAAGGCAAAAACACCAUCACAGACAAACCAGGGGUCCCUGUUGAAGUGACCAAGAAUGUCACAAGUAUUACAUUGUCAUGGAAACCAGCCAAUACCAGCGAAGGAAAUGUUGUUUACAUGUUAAAAGAAAGGAUAUCAGGGGAUUUUAAUGUMAGGUCGUCAGACUUCUCGAAACUGGUAUUUUUCCAAGCCAAAGCUGUCCUMAGUGUUAAGCAAGUCUGUAUGUUUGCACCAAGGUUCAGGUUUAAGUUUAAUGGGAUUAAGUUCUAUUUCACUGCAGUAGCAYUGACUGAAAACAGCAGUAUUGUUGCAAGCUCAGAGUCAUCGGMAAUAGAGAUGACUAGGCCAAAUCCAGUAGUCCAUAUUGCCAAUCCAAGKUUUCGGUAUAAUCCCAGACCAUUUGGUGAUAAACUACGAUUAACAACUACCGUKGAACCAUCUUCAGCACAAGAGCACUUGAUUACCCAGUAUGGAAUGACAUGGAUUUCAGCCUUCUGUCAACCUUUCGCUCCUCCACGAUCAGUGACGUCAUCAGCUAAAGUUUACGCGUUAAUAGAGUGCAUUCCUAGUCUUCCUGCUACUUUAAAGUACAGAUAUAAAGUCGAUCCUCCGCCAACACCAGACACUGCAAGAGCAGUGCGUAAUCUCACCCACUCUCCUCCGCAAAUCACCGACGACUUCCGUGUCAACACUACAUUCUUUUGGGCACCCCCUACUUUCCCUUUUGGACAAGUCACACGGUAUAGAGUAGCAUAUGGUGAUGUAAAUCGUCGUUUCCUUGGAAGGAUUUGGCUUCCGACAAUAGUAAUUUCGACAUCAACAUCAUAUAUGAUAACCAUGAUAUCGCACAAUGAAGCAUUCACGAUAGAGAUUGAACCGACGUAUGCGUUUGGCUGGAUUAAACCAAAUAUCGUCAAACUAAACCUCAAAGCACCAGCUCCUGAUGUACAAGACGUGAUUGUCCGUAACUUACAGCUCAACGGCUACACCUUUAACAAGCAUGACCGUACAUUUACUGUUAAGUUUACUUGGAACGCGCCCAAGUUUGCCGUAUACAAAACAGUUGAUCACUACGAGAUCGCAUUUCAUCUUGUUGGUCCUCAUGCACAUCAUGUUCAUUGUCCAUCGUUUGGGAAUCGUCAAUCAUGCCCUGCAGUAGUAACGAACUUGACAAGUUACCUGAUACCGAAAGUCGCUCCUUCGCAGUACACCAUCAUAGCGGUAAAACCAGUUUUUAAGAAUUCUUUUGUCGGAGGAUUUAGCAAAGCAAUAUCAAUUGAGCCUCUAGAGUUCACAUGUCAAGGCAAAAGGCCUGGGAUCUACGAGGAUCCUCUAGACUNGACAUCAACAUCAUAUAUGAUAACCAUGAUAUCGCACAAUGAAGCAUUCACGAUAGAGAUUGAACCGACGUAUGCGUUUGGCUGGAUUAAACCAAAUAUCGUCAAACUAAACCUCAAAGCACCAGCUCCUGAUGUACAAGACGUCAUUGUCCGUAACUUACAGCUCAACGGCUACACCUUUAACAAGCAUGACCGUACAUUUACUGUUAAGUUUACUUGGAACGCGCCCAAGUUUGCCGUAUACAAAACUGUUGAUCACUACGAGAUCGCAUUUCAUCUUAUUGGUCCUUAUGCGCAUCAUGUACAUUGUCCAUCGUUUGGGAAUCGUCAAUCAUGCCCUGCAGUAGUAACGAACUUGACAAGUUACCUGAUACCGAAAGUCGCUCCUUCGCAGUACACCAUCAUAGCGGUAAAACCAGUUUUUAAGAAUUCGUUUGCUGGAGGAUUUAGCAAAGCAAUAUCAAUUGAGCCUCUAGAGUUCACAUGUCAAGGCAAAAGGCCUGGGUUCUACGAGGAUCCUCUAGACUGUACCGCCUAUUAUCAUUGUGGACAUCAUGGACAAAUCAAUCACUUUCACUGUCAGGCGGGAUUGUACUGGAAUAGUACAAUAUUGGCAUGUGAUUGGAUGAGAAAUGGAAAAUGCAAACAUCACAUUGUAUUAUUUUCCUGUCAAGAUAAGCCCAACGGCUAUUAUCCAGACCCUGAAAGCUGUCAGUCAUUUUACCAAUGYUAUGAACACCACGCCUACUGGGAAUCAUGUCCGGGYGAACUCUACUGGAACCAGAAUACAAACAAGUGCGACUGGCCAAAUAACGUUGAUUGUGAAGGGGAUGAACUUCACAAGACAACUGAUUCUGAGAUCUCUUAGGCAGUACAUCUCAUCUAAAAGACAGUCAAGAUAUACCAAUCCCAUCCAUCCAGAUAUAACAGGAAAAAUGACAUGUUGUAAAAUAAAAGAAAA
Molecule: messenger RNA, 2358 nt
Organism: Exaiptasia diaphana
Lineage: Eukaryota; Metazoa; Cnidaria; Anthozoa; Actiniaria; Aiptasiidae
Exons: 20
Coding region: 1-2265 (754 amino acids)
Cellular component (GO): extracellular region
Molecular function (GO): protein binding; chitin binding
Source: RefSeq, a predicted model, not a curated record